Phyllostomus hastatus (greater spear-nosed bat) is the source of this 3713-nucleotide messenger RNA. RefSeq names its product 3-hydroxyacyl-CoA dehydratase 2 (gene HACD2). The record is from RefSeq and is a predicted model, not a curated record. Bases 40 to 804 code for a protein of 254 amino acids. Gene Ontology annotation, cellular component: endoplasmic reticulum membrane. Gene Ontology annotation, molecular function: 3-hydroxyacyl-CoA dehydratase activity. Gene Ontology annotation, biological process: very long-chain fatty acid biosynthetic process; fatty acid elongation; sphingolipid biosynthetic process. The transcript has 7 exons. Lineage: Eukaryota; Metazoa; Chordata; Mammalia; Chiroptera; Phyllostomidae.
UGCUGCUCUCCCUAGGAGGGCGGGCAGCAGGCACUUGACAUGGCGGCAGCAUCGGCGACUGCAGCGACCAAAGGGAAUGGAGGCGGCGGAGGCCGGGCCGGGGCAAGCGAAGCCAGCGGUUCGCGGAAGAAGAGGGGCCCGGGGCCUUUGGCCACGGCGUACCUGGUCAUCUAUAAUGUGGUGAUGACGGCUGGGUGGCUUGUUAUAGCAGUUGGCCUGGUCAGAGCAUACCUGGCUAAGGGUAGCUAUCAUAGCCUUUAUUAUUCCAUUGAAAAGCCUUUGAAAUUCUUCCAAACUGGAGCCUUAUUGGAGAUUUUACAUUGUGCAGUAGGAAUUGUCCCAUCUUCUGUCGUCCUGACUUCUUUCCAGGUGAUGUCAAGAGUUUUUCUAAUAUGGGCAGUAACACAUAGUGUCAAAGAGGUACAGAGUGAAGACAGUGUCCUUCUGUUUGUUAUUGCCUGGACAAUCACAGAAAUUAUCCGUUACUCCUUUUAUACAUUCAGUCUCUUAAACCAUCUGCCUUACCUCAUCAAAUGGGCCAGGUACACACUCUUCAUCGUGCUGUACCCGAUGGGGGUGUCGGGAGAGCUGCUCACGAUAUACGCUGCUCUGCCUUUCGUCAGACAGGCGGGCCUGUACUCCAUCAGCCUGCCCAACAAGUACAACUUCUCCUUUGACUAUUACGCAUUCCUGAUUCUGAUAAUGAUCUCCUACAUUCCACUUUUUCCUCAGUUGUAUUUCCACAUGAUCCACCAGAGAAGAAAGGUCCUUUCUCAUACUGAAGAACACAAGAAGUUUGAAUAGUUCCUGUUUCCUGAACCCCUCCAAAAACAAACUUUUCAAUGACAAAAAUGCUGCAGACUUUUUGAGUUCCCAAUACGUUUCAUAGAAAAUAAAAACUAUUUUUAAAAUACUAAACAAAACAAAACAAAAACCAAAAUCCAGUGUCACACAGACCUGGGAUUUUAUAAAAUCUAAAAAAAAAAGCUCUUACAUAAAACACCCUGGCCAGUCCAUUAGGCAUGCUUUUUCAACCAGGAGUUCCCAGCAUUUACUAUGGCGCUAGAAAGGGAUUCGGCAUUUCUGUCCUCCUGUUCCCGUCCUGUAUCUGAUAAAUAAAGACCUGUAACAACACGUACGAGAGUUGCAGUCUGAGUGAUGGCGUACCUGCGGACGCCCGGCUUGCAGUGGAGUUCCGUUCCAGUCCGUGGUGUGUGUAGCGUUCCCUUCCAAAAUGCUUGACUGCAUGCUGGAAACUAUUUGUAUUUUUGAAGCAGCAAACUUUGUUCUCUGGAAUGCUCUGAGGUUAUGGCUAGGACCUUUCCCCUCAUAUCUAGUGAGUGAAAUAUACAGUUUUGUGUCUGUGAAGCUUUGGGAUAGUGCCCGUUUCAGAAAACAACCAGGACCCUUUUGUGUGUUUUCAGUUGAGACAUUACUGCCUGCCACUAAGAAACAUGCUUGAAUGUAGUAAGUGUGUGUACACUGUAGAGAACCUACCUUAUCUGGGGCUCAGCCUCACUCCUAUUUUCACAAAAUGACAGUUCUCAGAAAGGGCAAGUUUCAUCGCUAGUAAGUGCCAGGUACCUUUCCCAGUACCGUUCUCAGAACCCCUCUGAGGAAUGCAUUGGCCAAUCUCUGUUCUCAUUUACGGACCUAAAACCCGUCUAGUCACAGGAAUAGAAAAGCUGUUAUUGAAAUGCAUGGAAGGUGUUACUUUAGAAAUGUAAUCCAGAAGAACAUUCAGUAGUAGGUUUUUAAACCCUUAUCAGUUUACUUUUUGAUUUUCAUGAAACUCUUCUGUUUGGGAAUUUUCCGUAAUCGUGGCCCUCUGUAAUCCCCACCACCUUACAUGUCCCGAGGCAGUGGGAUGCCUGGCUGGGCAGUCCUGAGCUAAAAGCGGUGCCGUCCCAUGUGCUGGAGCAGCUGAGAAAUGCUUUGGUCAAAUGGACAUGGUCUGAUUAACUUCAUGUCUUCAUACUGUUCAGUUGCUCAGCUGUGCAUUUACGACUCUUCAGGGAAAGGUUGGUGAAAGUGUAAGCCAUGUGCAUUAGAUUUUAAACAGGAUAUUCUUCGUAGAGCCAUUUUUUCCUUUUAAAUUGGUUGAUCUUUAAAACCCUAAAAGUCUAGUUUAUAGAGUAGUUAUUUAAAAUAUAAUUGCUAAUAUCUGAAGAGUGAAAUAGUGGGAAACUUAAUUUUUAAUUGCCUAUUUUCAUAGAGGCUUGAGAAUCAGUAUGAAAACGAGAGAAAACGUGCACACUGGAGUGUAGACAGUGCAGGCAAGUGCGUAGUCAGCUCCUUUUGAAAUUGAGCCUUAAACUUCUGCUUCUUAAAGUCAGCGCUCAACUUGGGUGUGUUGAGAUUAGAAUCUGUUCUCAUACUUGCUAAAAUAUGUGAGAAAGAUUAUAUUUCAUGGUUUUUCUUUUUAUUUUCCAAAAUGUAUUUCUACUGUAAAAUAGAAUCAGAUUGGGUUAUUAUAUUAGACUUAAUAUUAAUUUGGGUAAGAUUUUUUUUAAUUGUUUUUGGAAUAGUUAUUAGAGGAUGGGAUAAAAAUGCAGGUUUUUCGAGAUUGCUGGGUUGGUUUUAUUCCGGCCUCUCUGUUACAGUUCAUCACUAUUUGCGGAAAGAACCUGUUGCAGACAGUGGUGUUGCGUCUGACUGAGCUUUGGCAACAAGAGCACAGCCAACAAGUCCUUCCUCAAAAAGGGCCUCAACCCUAGGGUUAUUUUUGUACAUCAGACAUCUAAAAUGCUUAUGGCAGAGAAGUAAGACAUACCACCAUGUCCUUCGGUCACCUUUCUCAGUAUCUUUAGCUCCAACAUGAAUUAAUUCUUCCUUCGAAGUGGUGGCAUCCUUUUAUGAAUUGAGACCAGCUAACCCCACCAAAUGUCCCUUCUGCUUAUUAAAGGUGAAUGAAGAAGGUGGUAUUGGUGGUUAUUUUGUCAGACUGUGUGUUCAUUUCAGGGCACAAAGGCAUCAACUGCCCAGCUGCACCCCCAGGGGAUGUUUCAGAGCCCCCCCAUAUGGGGACCACCUUCUGGCAGAGAAUUCUGUGAGGUGUGCAGCAGUGCUUUGUAGACACAACUGCUGAUUUGCAUAUCGCUGUGUUCUGUCUGCUAAGGCUGGGAAUUUUCGUUUAACACGAGCUGCAAAGGCACACUUAUCAAAGGCCCCGUGGAGAGUUAGUCAUGGAACGAAGUACCGUCCUCCCAGACAAGACUGCUCUGAAGUGAACAUCCUGCAGAAGACGUAGCAUGAAAGAGGCACGGGAAGAGAUUCUGCCCUCAUUUCCACUUGCACUUUUGGUCAUUCGUUUGUAAUAAAAGGUUGGCAUUUAUGUGAUACAACCUAUGAAUUAUUUUCAAUCCUGAGUUUCAGAUAAACAUUAUAAAACAUCAAAAUCAGUACAUACUGCUCCUUUGAAAUUUAGGUGAAAAUUUAUACAACCAUAUAUACAGUCAUUUUUGUAUUUUUUCUAUGUUGUGAAAACCAAAAUUGUAAUUUUAUAGGUCUUUGAUUCACUAAAAUUCUAUAAUUUAAACGGAUUUUUUGUAUAUUUAGAAAUAAGGCAUUCAGAGACUAUGCUUAACUUUCUAUGCAUGCAUUUGGAAGCUGUUUUUACCCGAUAAUGUUAACAGUAAUAAGUUGUAUUCAUAAAAUACUGAUCUGUGUCGCAUUUCAAAAUAAACUGGUGUGUGCUCUGCCUGGAUCUGAAA